Messenger RNA from Drosophila ficusphila, 2744 nucleotides. RefSeq names its product cationic amino acid transporter 3 (gene slif). Bases 312 to 2132 code for a protein of 606 amino acids. The transcript has 3 exons. Gene Ontology annotation, biological process: transmembrane transport; amino acid transport. NCBI's taxonomy places the organism in Eukaryota, Metazoa, Arthropoda, Insecta, Diptera, Drosophilidae. Gene Ontology annotation, cellular component: plasma membrane. Gene Ontology annotation, molecular function: amino acid transmembrane transporter activity. The record is from RefSeq and is a predicted model, not a curated record.
UUCCCUUGCUGUGCUUGUUAACGCGUUCUGGGGCCCAAGUAAUUGAGCGCAGUAAACUUUGUCUUGCGUUUAGCUUAAUACAGGUCGCCUGAACCGCGCGGGGAUGAGAGUUGAAUUAAUUAGUGUUUUUUACCUUCACUCGAUUGCAGGCUUUAUAUAAAAUAAAAGCGCGAAUGAUUUACUCAAAGUACUUGGAAUAAAGUGUCGUUUGACUGUCGAUUGCUGUUAUCUCGAUCCGCGCUGCUUCACAUCACGCACAAGUUAUAUACCUAUUGGACCUGAAACCCAGAAAGUUUUGCUCAAACUACGCCAUGAUCAAUCUGUGGAAAUCACUGACUCGUCGCAAGACGGAGGACGUAAACGAAGGCGAGUCCCAGCUGGCGCGAGUCCUGAACCUGUUUGACCUGACUGCCCUGGGAGUGGGCAGCACUCUGGGUCUGGGCGUGUACGUCCUGGCCGGCCAGGUGGCCUACAACAUUGCGGGUCCGGCCGUGACCAUUUCCUUUCUGAUUGCGGCCAUUGCGUCCGCCUUCGCUGGAAUUUGCUACGCGGAGUUCGCCGCCCGAGUGCCGAAGGCGGGAAGUGCCUACGUGUACAGCUACGUAACCAUCGGCGAGUUUGUGGCCUUCACCAUUGGCUGGAACCUCAUCCUGGAGUACGUGAUUGGCACGGCCUCCGUGGCCCGAGGUCUGAGCGGCUACUUCGACUCGCUGAUCAACAACGACAUGUCGAAGGCCUUGAACGAGUCAAUGCACAUCGACGUGGACUUCCUGGGCGACUACCCUGACUUCCUGUCCUUCGGCAUGGUUCUCCUGCUGGCGGCCAUCCUGGCCUUCGGCGCCAAGGAGUCCAGCUUCCUGAACAACAUCUUCACCACCGUCAACCUGGUCACGAUCGCCAUCGUCCUGGUAGCCGGGGCCAUGAACGCCGACCCCGAUAACUGGCGGAUCCCAGAAAAGGAUGUCCCCGAGGGCUUCGGCAAGGGCGGCUUUAUGCCGUUUGGCAUUGCCGGAGUCAUGGCGGGAGCUGCGAAGUGCUUCUACGGCUUCGUGGGCUUCGAUUGCAUUGCCACCACGGGCGAAGAAGCUAUCAAUCCGAAGCGCAACAUCCCGCUCUCCAUCGUGAUCUCGCUGAUCAUAAUCUUCCUGUCCUACUUUGGCGUGUCCACGGUGCUGACUAUGAUGCUGCCCUACUACCUGCAGGACAAGGAUGCCCCCUUCCCGCACGCCUUCGACGCCGUCGAGUGGUACACCAUCAAGUGGAUCGUGACCAUCGGAGCUGUGUUCGCGCUGUGCACCAGUCUGCUGGGCGCCAUGUUCCCGCUGCCGCGCAUCCUCUACGCCAUGGGCAAGGACGGCAUCCUGUUCAAGAAGCUGUCCACGGUGAACAGCUACACGAAGACUCCGCUGCUGGCCACCGUUGUGUCCGGCAUCUUUGCAUCAAUAAUGGCCCUGCUCUUCAAUCUGGACCAGCUUGUGGACAUGAUGUCGAUCGGAACGCUUCUGGCCUACACCAUCGUGGCCAUUUGCGUGCUAGUGCUGCGCUACCAGGACGAGGAGAUGACCAAGCUGGUGUCCGUGAAGGCUCCGAACGUGUUCCGACAGUUCUUCAACGGCAACUCCUUCCGGGAACCCAACUCGAUGACCUCGGCCAUCACCAAGGUGGGCAUCGUCGUGUUUGCCAUCGUCUGCCUGGUGUGGUGCUCCUUCCAGAAGGUGUUCGACCUGGACAGCACAGGCGGGAUCGUGGCUCUGAGUCUGGUGGGCGCCCUGCUGAUCCUCAUCUGCGUGGUGAUCGGCAUGCAGCCGGUGUCCACCAUCGAGCUCACCUUCAAGGUGCCGCUCGUGCCGUUCGUGCCCUGCCUCAGUGUCUUUGCGAACCUGUACCUGAUGUUCCAGCUGGACCUGAACACCUGGAUCCGCUUCCUCAUCUGGAUUGUUAUCGGCUACGUGAUCUACUUCUGCUACGGCUUGCGCAACUCCACGCAGAUUGCCAGGACCCUCAACCGCGCCGAGGUGGCGGCAAACGCGAUGCAGAUCCAGGGUCAGCACGAGAACCCCGCCUUCGAGCCGGACUCCAAGGUGGAGAAUGGCCGGCGACCACCGCCAUACGAGUUCUCCGAGAAGCUGUAGACGCCACCAGCGGCCCCAGCAAAGUAUUAUAGCCCCCAGCUACUUCUGAACUUCAUUCGAUUCGGCAUCACCCUCUGAAUAGAAAAGGACUCCUCUGCCUUCUUGGCUAGCACGUUCAUGCGAGAGAGAUGAAUAGAUUGCGUAUGGAAAUUAAAUGGAUCUGCACCCUGGCGGCCCUUAUUGCCUCGGCCGUGCGGUUCUGUUAUUUCUCUGCGCCUCAGGACUUCUAGAGAGAGCUCAAAACAGACUCUAUUUUACCAUUUCACCCCUGCCCACCUUUUAGCGCACUUUUAACCAACUUUUAGCCACCCGAUUCCGCCGCAAUGCCCUAUUUGUUGUGAUAUUUGUAAAUAUACCUAUAUAUAUAGAGUAAUAUUGGUCGCAUAUUUGUAUAUUUGUCACAAUUAUUGUCGUUAUUUAAAAUGAGUUUUGUAUCUUACUAUUUUAUGCCACCGCAGAUACGCGUGCAGUUCGCACUGCCGUGGCCGCACUUAGUGUUUAAGCUCUUUAGCUGCUAAGCCCCCACAUUUGUUAUUAUUAGCCAAAACCAGAAACCAGAAACGAAUUUCGCCCCUUUCUCGUUUAUUAAAAAUGCAAUGAUGUUCAACAUAA